Molecule: messenger RNA, 1095 nt
Organism: Spinacia oleracea (spinach)
Lineage: Eukaryota; Viridiplantae; Streptophyta; Magnoliopsida; Caryophyllales; Amaranthaceae
Product: reticulon-like protein B12
Exons: 4
Coding region: 400-978 (192 amino acids)
Biological process (GO): response to bacterium
Source: RefSeq, a predicted model, not a curated record
CUCCAUUUUCUAUCUCCUGUCAAGCACUCAUCCAUUGGAGCACCAUCACCCUCCUCUUCCUCAUUCUCUCUGCUUGCCCUCGUCGCACCGUCUCCCCGCCUGCUGCGAGCCUGCGACCACCGCGCUGCCACCAUUUACACGCUGUCAUCAUCUGCGCAUUGCCUCCUUGUUGUAAUUGGAGUUGAGGAUGAUGUCGAAGCUGACAUGGAGAAUAAGUUGUCUGGUGAAGAGUUUCAGUCCUUUAUGGCUUUCAGGAUGAUGUUGUAGCUGUUGACAUUGAGGAAAAACGGCCAUUUCCAAGGAGACAUUGAGGGCGCUGCAGUUUAUCUGCCCUCAACAUAAUGAAUUACAAUCGACUAAACAAACAAAUUAUGUUCACUUUGUUUCUUCAAUUUAACCAUGGGAUCAUCGUCAGAUCGAUUGUUUAACAGACAAAGAACCAUUCACCAGAUUUUCGGAGGCAAAAUUGUAGCUAAUGUGGUGUUAUGGAGACAAAGAAAUAUAACAAUGGGAAUUUUAUUGAUGAUAUUAACGGUGUGGUUAGCAUUCGAGCAAUCUGGAUAUACUCUACUCUCACUUACCUCUAGUGUUCUGCUCUUGUUGAUCACCAUUUUAUUUGUGUGGUCCAAAGCUGCUUCACUUCUUAACAGACCAGCUCCACCAUUACCAGAUAUGUAUCUGAGCAAAGAACUGGUAGCUGAGGUGGGAGAGCUAGCUCGCAAAAAUAUUAACGUGUUGGUACUAGUUUGCCGGAAUGUUGCUCUAGGUAAAGAUUCAAGGUUGUUUCUCAGAGUUGCUGCCUGCCUUUUGCUCAUUUCUGUUGUUGGUGGCUUCACUGAUAUUGUCUCACUAUGCUAUUUUUGUAAGUUUCCAUUACAUAUCGAUUGUGGGUUGACCACCAAUAGAAAUAUCUUUUGGUAUUUCACCACCAACAGAGCAGUCAAGUUUAUGGACUUUCCCCAGUUUGGUGAGAGUUGACCACCUAGUUGAUUGUAACUCAAGUCAAUGUAUUCCAAGCUGGGAUAUACUUUAACCAGUUUUGAGCUUUGUCCCUUUUUUUUGCUAUUUAUUUUGCUCAUUUGAUUCUAUUUAAAA